Messenger RNA from Sphenostylis stenocarpa, 570 nucleotides. The record is from the annotation of a GenBank genome assembly. NCBI's taxonomy places the organism in Eukaryota, Viridiplantae, Streptophyta, Magnoliopsida, Fabales, Fabaceae.
AUGCUUUUGGAACCUUCGUUUGAAAGAAGAAUUGAAGAUAGCAUUUUGCUGCUGCAUAUGUAUGCUGUUUUGCCUUUGCCAUGCUGGUGGCCCAAGAUGGGUCAGACUCUAGUCCACACAAAGCUCAUCCCUAACCGUGCGCUCUGGAACAUGACAACCAUGUGGUGCUGUGCCUCAAACUGCCAUGGGUUUAAAUUGUUAAAGGAAGAGGCUAUAGAGAAGAGACUAGAGGCUGAUGCGGGAGAAUAUGUGUCGGGACUCGGAGAAGAACAUGAUCAUAUUCUCCCUUUGAAUAGUUUACUCCUUAAAGAGGAAAACGUAAAUAGUUACCCCCAAACACUUGUUAGCCUCAGUGUUAAUACAUUUGGUGUUGGAAAGCUGAUGCUUGGAUUCCAUCAUGUCGUGUAUUUUGGGGCAAAGCUUCUGAUUGAGACUGACUUGACCUUCAUUGCACCAGCUGUAGAUUCUAAAAGGGAGAUGGUUGGGGAGAACACCUUGCUAGAUCAAAAAUCUCAUCAUAGAUGCCGUCGCAGGAAGCAUGAUUGUAGAAUGGUUGAUGCAUUGAGGUGA